AUGUUGCGAGUCGGCUCGUGGUUGUAUGGCAAGAAGCCCAAUGCCUCAACGCAGUCGCUGGACUCGUUGACCGAGUUGAAAGACUACCCCCCCAAGACUCCCGGAGCCUCUGCGCAAUCCGUGCGCCAGAUGGAUGGGGCGUGUAUGAGAGAGUAUUGCGAGGGUAAAUGUGCUGACCAGCGUCGCAGUGGAUGA
Messenger RNA from Penicillium argentinense, 195 nucleotides. Its product is annotated as outer membrane protein iml2. Bases 1 to 195 code for a protein of 64 amino acids. NCBI's taxonomy places the organism in Eukaryota, Fungi, Ascomycota, Eurotiomycetes, Eurotiales, Aspergillaceae. The transcript is spliced from 2 exons. The record is from RefSeq and is a predicted model, not a curated record.